GCGGGAAAGCCGGGGCGCCCCUGGGCCCGGCAGGGGGCGCCCCCACCCUUGGGAAGGGGCGGGGACGACGGCGGUGGGCGGGGGCGGGGGCGGGGGUGGCCUGCGCGGGGGCGGGCUCCCCGAGCCCCCAUUGGCUACCGGCCCCCCCAGCACCAGGGCUCCCCCCGUCUCCCCCCACAUCAGUCAGUCCUGCUUCCAGCUGCUGCAGCGCGCCUUCGCCGGCUCGGCACCCGCGCCCCCCGCUCCGGCCCGGCAUGGCGACCCCCACCGAGACCCCCACGACGGCUCCUGAGGAACCUGACCCAUUUUACUAUGACUACAACACGGUGCAGACUGUGGGCAUGACCCUGGCUACCAUAUUGUUCCUGCUUGGCAUCCUCAUCAUCAUCAGCAAGAAGGUCAAGUGCAGGAAGGCGGACUCCAGGUCUGAGAGCCCAACCUGCAAGUCCUGUAAGUCUGAGCUCCCCUCCUCAGCCCCUGGCGGCGGCGGCGUGUAAGAGCAGCCCCGGAACCUCCACUGCUGUCCCUGCCUGGGCGCGGGAGCCUGAGGACCGGGUGGAGGCGGCGGGGACCCCAGCCAUGCGCCGGGAGCGCCCCCCGAAUGAGCCGCCCCGCCCACCCCAAGGCUGGAGCCGCUGCACCCCGCUGUCCCUCCCCGGACCUUGGCAAUGACGACCCCCCAAAGAGCCCGUCAGUAUCCCAGACCCGGGGACCCAGGCCUCCAGCUCCUGGGGUGCAGGAGUCCCUGGCGAGCCCCACCCCCUGAGAACCCCGGCGUACUGUCCCCCUGCACCUCCUUGUCUCCGCCCCGAGGAUCCGUCCCCCUGCCCCCUCGGUGUCCGCGUCUUGAGCUUAAUAAAUGUGCAUUUGGUUUCGCCCCUG
This is a messenger RNA of Microcebus murinus (gray mouse lemur), 882 nucleotides long. It is a transcript of the gene FXYD7, whose product is annotated as FXYD domain containing ion transport regulator 7. NCBI's taxonomy places the organism in Eukaryota, Metazoa, Chordata, Mammalia, Primates, Cheirogaleidae. Gene Ontology annotation, molecular function: sodium channel regulator activity. The record is from RefSeq and is a predicted model, not a curated record. Gene Ontology annotation, biological process: regulation of sodium ion transmembrane transporter activity. Gene Ontology annotation, cellular component: membrane.